This is a messenger RNA of Aspergillus wentii DTO 134E9, 636 nucleotides long. RefSeq names its product UbiX family flavin prenyltransferase. The record is from RefSeq and is a predicted model, not a curated record. The transcript has a single exon. Gene Ontology annotation, molecular function: carboxy-lyase activity. NCBI's taxonomy places the organism in Eukaryota, Fungi, Ascomycota, Eurotiomycetes, Eurotiales, Aspergillaceae. The coding region runs from base 1 to 636 and encodes 211 amino acids.
AUGGACAUUUUCAAGUCUCGCACAUACAGUCAUCCAUCAUCUUCAGAAGGCGAAUCCAAGCCUCCCCGACGACAAAAAAUGAUAGUUGCCAUCACAGGCGCAACCGGAUCGAUCCUAGGAAUCAAAACCCUCAUCACACUCCGGCAAAUGAACGUGGAAACCCAUCUCAUCAUGAGUAAAUGGGCUGAGGCGACAAUAAAAUAUGAAACGGACUAUACCAUCGCCAAUGUCCGUGCCUUGGCUGACCACGUCUACAAUAUCCAUGACAUGGCGGCACCGAUAGCCAGUGGCUCGUUCCGCGUCGAUGGAAUGGUUGUUGUACCAUGCAGCGUCAAGACCCUCGCAGUGAUCAGUUCUGGGGUUUGCGAUGAUCUGAUUUCCCGCGCUGCGGACGUGAUUCUCAAAGAGCGUCGCAGGCUGGUUCUGGCUCUUAGAGAGACUCCUCUUAGCUCAAUACACAUCCAGAACAUGAUGUCAGCGACACAGGCUGGUGCUAUCAUCUUUCCGCCAGUGCCAGCCUUCUACAUUAAGCCUUCGUCAAUCGAUGACUUGGUGGAUCACAGCGUUGGACGAAUGCUGGAUCUGUUCGGCUUGGAUACGGCCAAUUUUGAGAGAUGGGAAGGGUGGAAGAGAUAA